This is a messenger RNA of Anoplopoma fimbria (sablefish), 1131 nucleotides long. RefSeq names its product endonuclease V-like. Gene Ontology annotation, biological process: DNA repair. NCBI's taxonomy places the organism in Eukaryota, Metazoa, Chordata, Actinopteri, Perciformes, Anoplopomatidae. Gene Ontology annotation, molecular function: single-stranded RNA binding; RNA endonuclease activity producing 5'-phosphomonoesters, hydrolytic mechanism. Bases 95 to 853 code for a protein of 252 amino acids. The transcript has 9 exons. Gene Ontology annotation, cellular component: nucleolus; cytoplasm. The record is from RefSeq and is a predicted model, not a curated record.
CCAAACAGCGACACUCACGCUGCUCCUGUCAGUUCAUCUUUACUGAUUAAAACCUUUCUGUUCCUGACUGUGUCCUCUCCACCGGCUGCUACUGAUGUCCGCUGCUCCGGGAGAAGAUGUGGUCAAACACUGGGAGAGCGAGCAGGCUCGUCUCAGACUGCAGGUGGUGGAGGAGGACACCGAGGACUGGCAGCGGAGUCCAGACUUCCUGGGCCUGGAGAGAGUCGGAGGAGUGGACCUGUCUUUUAUCAAAGGGGAUGAUGUCAACGCCUGCGCCCAACUGGUGGUGCUCAGCUACCCCGACCUGGAGGUGCUUUAUGAAGACAGUCAGAUGGUGACCCUGACGGCCCCCUACAUAGCGGGCUUCCUGGCCUUCAGAGAAACCCCCUUCCUUCUGGAAGCUCUGCAGCGGCUGGAGAAGAGCCAGCCCCAACUUCUGCCUCAGGUGGUGUUUGUGGAUGGGAAUGGUCUCUUCCACUACAGAGAGUUCGGCCUGGCGUGUCAUCUCGGAGUGCUGUCGGGGCUGCCGUGUGUGGGCGUGGCCAAGAACCUGCUGCAGGUGCAGGGUGUGAACAAGAGUGAAGAGCACCAGUCACAGAUAGAUGCUCUGCAGAAAGGAGGAGACAGCUUCCCACUCACAGCCGCCUCAGGCAAAGUGCUUGGAAAGGCAUUGCGAAGCUCCAACAAGAGCUCUAAGCCGGUGUACGUGUCCAUCGGCCACAAGAUCAGUGUGGACACAGCUGUACGCCUCACACACUCCUGCUGCCGCUACCGGGUCCCAGAGCCCAUCAGACAGGCCGACUGUCGCUCCAGAGAAUACCUUCGCACACACUUCCCAGGUGCAGAUACAUGAAAUGCGGUGGCAACAGAUGCAAUGAAGGAUCUCAAGAACUCUGAAGACCAGCAAGUACAGAAGAACACCAAAAGUCUCUUAUGGAGAGAGAGAGUCUGGCGGUUUUAGUCUGGGUCAAUACUAAAACAACAGGACAGAUUAACUCUAUCUUUUUAUGCACUUGUCCCAUAUUCAAACUGGGUAUGGGUCAGACCGGCUCUUUUUAUACACUGUUCUCAUUACAUUUUUGGGUCACUCAGGUUUUUCACACUGGGAGCCUUGUGAAUAAAUCAUAAAUG